This is a messenger RNA of Salvelinus namaycush (lake trout), 2603 nucleotides long. RefSeq names its product sap30-like (gene sap30l). The record is from RefSeq and is a predicted model, not a curated record. Lineage: Eukaryota; Metazoa; Chordata; Actinopteri; Salmoniformes; Salmonidae. Gene Ontology annotation, cellular component: histone deacetylase complex. The transcript is spliced from 4 exons. The coding region runs from base 491 to 1027 and encodes 178 amino acids. Gene Ontology annotation, molecular function: protein binding; transcription coregulator activity. Gene Ontology annotation, biological process: regulation of DNA-templated transcription.
CAUGUUCAUUGUACAGGCUGUUCUGAAAGAAUACCGCGGCUAUUAAGGUGAAGUCUGAAAUACGUGAUUACUUCAAAGUUGUUUAAUCAGUGAAAGACGACUUUUGUGUUCCGAUUUAGUUUGAUAUGUGUUAACCGGUUGGAGCCGCAUGUACGAAUGAUCGAAAAGUAACGGUUGCACGUUGUACAAAAUCGACAUCACCGUUGUCGGCUCAGGAAUUUGUUCGCUAGCACAGCUAGCUUUGAUAGCAAGCCACCUUGUGGUCCUGUCUUGGCAUUCUAGCCUGUAUUGUGGUAUGGAUUUUUAUCCAUAGACAGUUUCUAGUUUGAUCAGGAAUCUCGUUAAAGUGUAAUUUUAAUUGUAGUUCGCAUUUGUUUAAUUUGAGAAAAACAGCUUUCUAGUUAACGCUUGUCUGUGAAGGGGGGCAUUUUGGGAGGAGAAAAUAACGUUCUCAGUGGUUUUUACAAAAAACAUCCCCAAACCAACAAUCAUGAACGGGUUCAGCACUGAAGAAGACAGCCACGACGGCCCCCCAGCGCCGCCGUUUUACGGCCAGACUUGUUGUUUGAUUGAGGACGGUGAGCGCUGCGGACGAUCAGCUGGAAACGCCUCCUUCAGCAAACGGAUCCAAAAAAGCAUAUCGCAGAAAAAACUAAAGCUGGACAUCGACAAAAGCGUUCGACAUCUCUACAUAUGCGACUUCCACAAAAACUUCAUCCAGAGUGUCCGUAACAAGAGGAAGAGGAAGACCAGUGACGACGGAGGGGAGUCUCCGGACCAUGACGUGGAAGUUCCAGAGGUGGACCUGUUCCAGCUUCAGGUGAACACGCUGAGACGCUACAAGAGACACUACAAGCUGCAGACCAGACCUGGCUUGAACAAGGCCCAAUUGGCUGAGACUGUCAGUCGUCACUUCCGGAAUAUCCCGGUGAACGAGAAGGAGACUCUGACCUAUUUUAUUUAUAUGGUGAAGAGCACCAAAAGCCGACUGGACCAGAAGUCGGACGGUAGCAAACAGCUGGAGUAAAGGCCACCGAUUUUAACUUCCCAUACCAAGACUUGGACAUGGACACGUGUGUUUGAUAACAAGGUGUUUUUCCGACAGGCAGCCAAAACUGAUCUUAAGACAGUUGUUGAGACUCCGCAGGGUAAUGUAAUGCUGUAAUGUGAAUAUGCUGAUAUGUACAAAAUGCACAGAUUAUGAAGAAAUCAGCAAACGGUAGAAUGCAAUGUAUGAUAACUGCCUUAAAGGUGUUUGUGUUUUUUGUUUUGCGUCGACUGUUAACAACUUUGAAGAAGAAAAAUGAUGGGUUUGUGCCAAACCAGGGUGUGCAAACUUAAGAUAUCAAUAAACUGGACAGGGUGCAUUUUGUGAAUGAAAAGAUCAUUUAAAAAAAGGUUUUAGGAAGCGUUGUACAUUUUCCCUGUUGUCCAGCUAGUACUCAUUCUGUUAUCCGGUGGUGUGACAUGCAUGUGAAGACUGAGGAAGUUGAAUGAUGUAGCAUUUUGGCAGACCCUUUCACAUUUUUAUUUUUCCUCUCACUCAGACUUUUCCCUCUCCCUCUAUCUUCUACACUGAAACACACUCAGACUGAAGUGGCGUUUCAGUUAAAAAAAGGUUAUUUUCAAAUAUUGUUGUCGAUGUUUUUUUUUUAUGUUUGUUUUCUUUACCCGCUACCCUUUUUGUGAUAAAUAUAAGAACAGUACUUUUAGUUCAUCCUUGAUUGUAAGAUUUCUAUGUGAAGUUGUGUUUCUGGUAGGAGUAACUAUUUCAACAAUUGUUUUUAGAUUUGCUUUCAGCAAUUUGAGACUAAUUUUAAGCAAUUAAUUAAAGCUGUGUUCAUUAGAGUGGGAAAUGCCCUAUUAUCACAAUAUGUUAUUUCCAAAGCAAACGUUGUUGCGCUACUAACACAGGCACAAUAUAGAAAGUCUCAACUUGAGAGCAAUGAACUGCAUGUGAACCACCUAAAUUACUUUCAACAGUGCACAAUGAGCACUGGCUGUACCUUUUUGCUUUAGUGUUUACAAUAUGUUAGUUCUAUUCUAUUGGAAUGUAUUUCUGAGGAAUCAUGUCACCCUGGACUUGUCAAGUCCAUUUCCUUUCCUGGUACAGUGUUGAAAUGAUGUGUGUCUAGUGGAUCACAGUACCAAUUAUAGUCACUGGAGGAAGAUGGGAGUUGGGUUUUGUUUCCUCUGUGUCACUAAUUAUGAGUUUCUUCACUUCAACACCACUGUAUGUUCACUGGUUUGUUUGAGUCAGUGGUCUCUCCACAGAUGGUAUGCCUUUUUUUUAGUAUUGAAUUGUUUAAAUUUUCCCUGUCCUUAUUUAAGUCCCAAGAAAUAAGUCAUGUCUGCUGCGUUCCAUGUUACACCAUCAGUUAGCCGUGUCGGGUGUGUCAUUGCUGAAUUAUCGAUGGCUUUUCUUUUUCUUUUUUUUGUUGCUUGUAGCCUUGUUAGCACCAUAUAGAGUUCCCCUCUUGAACAUAUUGGCUGUGCUGCGUUAAUACUGUAUUGGCUGUGCUGCUUUAAACCUAACUGUUGUAAUAGAUAAUACGUGUAUUUAAAUAUGGCUGCGUAUUGCUUUUAAUAAACGUAUUGUACAU